This is a messenger RNA of Micropterus salmoides (largemouth bass), 6401 nucleotides long. RefSeq names its product DDHD domain containing 1a (gene ddhd1a). Gene Ontology annotation, molecular function: glycerophospholipase activity; metal ion binding. Bases 500 to 3169 code for a protein of 889 amino acids. Lineage: Eukaryota; Metazoa; Chordata; Actinopteri; Centrarchiformes; Centrarchidae. The transcript has 14 exons. The record is from RefSeq and is a predicted model, not a curated record. Gene Ontology annotation, cellular component: cytoplasm.
UGUCAAGCCAUACACACGCACACUACCGUACUGUCUCUAAGCAAGAUUUGUUUGGACAACGAAUGAAUCUGAAAUUCCACAGAGACGGAAACACUCAAAGUAUGGUGACUGUAAUAACGAGCAGGACCAAAGUGAAUCGGUGACAGUAGACUGGUUUGACACAGGUUUAUAUUAGUUUCAGAAGGAGAAAGGGGGGGUGAAAAGGUUUUCCGGUUGAAGCGUUGCAGACUAGCUAACGUUAAGCUAGCCUCGGGAGUUCUCCAACCGGCUUCAUUAGCUUAGCUAGCCAGCAAGCUAACACUAACAAGCUGUUGUAGCUGCGUCGCACUCGAGGAAAGCAGUGGCAGCUUGUUUGGAGGUCUUUAAUUUGGUUGAAAUUUAAUUUUAGCACCGACUAGUAUGAUGUCUUGUGGUAGCUGUUGCGAAGUAGUGAGAGCUUUGUUAAGGUGAAGUGUCAGACGAGGGGUAACGUUAGUGAGGUUGGGUUGCUCAAAUAGUUAUGAGCAGUUUCAACAUAAACGUUACAAACAAAAUCUCUUUGAACACCGGCGGUAAAGGUUCAGCGGUCAGCGUCGACGCCGCCAACAACAACAAGGAGUGGAAAUUGGGAAACGAUGUGUUUUCGUGCUGUCACGAGAUGAGUCCCAUGGACGAUACGGUGCAGGCAGGGAUGUCCUCAGUCCAGUCGGGACUGGACGGACACCUGCCGAUUCUACACGCUAGUCAUCACGGCACGCAGGACGGGUUGUUGUUGGACCUGGGCUCCCCGACAGCCUACCUCGACAGCAGCCCCCUGGAGUACAGCGACAGUGACGGACACAACGCUGGUCCGUUGUUCGAGAGGAGGAAGAGGUCAAGGUCCAACAGCUCCAGACACCGCUACAAUGAGGUGGUCACGGAGCUCGGUCCGGAGGAGGUGCGUUGGUUUUACAAAGAGGACAAGAAAACUUGGAAGCCCUUUGUCGGGCAUGACUCACUUAAGAUUGAGCGUAUGUUUCGGAAAUACUGUGAGCUGAACCCCGGUGUAGCGGGCUCACAGGCCAGCAGUGGGGAGGAAGAGUGCGGUAAUAACGGUGUGGAGAGUAAAGGGCUGAACGGUGCGGUGCCGGUGGAGACAAGGACCAGCAGUGUGCACGGAGACCUUGGGUCCCCGGACACAUCCACCGUGUCCUUGGAUGAGAAGGACCCUGACAGCAUUGAGAUGAACGUAGAGCCUGUUUGUGUCCGUGGAGGACUCUAUGAGGUGGAUAUUAAAGAGAGGGAAUGCAAACCUGUUUACUGGAAGCAACAAGACCAUAUUCCAGUCAUGAGAGGCCAGUGGUUUAUUGAUGGUACCUGGCUCCCGUUAGAGGAAGAGGAAAGUGACCUCAUCGAGCAUGAGCACCUGAACCAUUUCCGUGGGCAACAAAUGCAGGACACCUUCGAGACGGACUUGGUGGUCAGGACUGUUGAUAGCAAAGAUGUUCUCUCCCACCUGCCCCCUUUCUACCUCCCUUUUCUGUUCAAAUGGAGUGGAUAUCAGACGAGUGCUAGAACUACAUGUCACAAGCGCAAACGUUGCCAAGCCAUCCAUAGUCUGAAGCUGAGUCGGACCCAUGUGGAUUGGCACAGCGUCGAUGAAGUAUACCUCUACAGCGAUGCCACCACUUCCAAAAUUGCACGCACCGUCACCCAGAAACUGGGCUUCUCCAAAGCCUCCAGCAGUGGAACACGGCUCCAUCGGGGUUAUGUUGAGGAGGCCUCACCUGAGGACAGACCCCCUCAGACUACACACAUAGUCUUUGUGGUCCAUGGAAUUGGACAGAAGAUGGACCAGGGGCGCAUUAUUAAAAACACUGGAAUGCUGAGGGAGGGCGUGAGAAAGAUGGAGGAGAAGCACUUUUCAGAGCACAAUGACGAGCAUGUGGAGUUCUUGCCUGUUGAAUGGCGAUCUAAACUUGCUCUGGAUGGAGAUACGGUAGACUCAAUAACACCAGACAAGGUGAGAGGACUGAGAGAUCUACUCAACAGCAGUGCCAUGGACAUCAUGUACUACAACAGCCCCCUUUACCGGGAUGAGAUUACCAAGGGCCUCACACAGGAGCUAAACAGACUGUACACACUUUUCUGCUCCCGGAACCCUGAGUUUGAGGAGAGGGGAGGCAAAGUGUCCAUUGUGUCCCACUCCCUCGGCUGCGUCAUCACCUAUGACAUCAUGACAGGAUGGGAUCCUGUGCGCUUCUGUCAGCAGGAGCACCACACCGUGGAAGAGGAGCUGGACAUGCGUUGGAUGUCCUAUGAGGAGAGACACAUUUUAGAGCAGUUACGGCAAACAAGGAACAGGUUACAAGAGCUGGAAAAUCAACUCCUCACACUGGAGGCCUCUAAACCCUUAGCACCCCCAGCCCUCAAAUUUAAGGUGGAAAACUUCUUCUGCAUGGGUUCUCCUCUGGCGGUGUUCUUAGCCCUGCGAGGGAUCCGCCCUGGUACCAGCUGCCACCAGGACCACAUCCUGCCCACCUCCAUCUGCAGCAGGCUCUUCAAUGUCUUCCAUCCCACAGACCCUGUGGCCUACAGACUGGAGCCCCUUAUCCUCAAACAUUAUAGCAAUAUCGCUCCUGUUCAGAUACACUGGUUUAGCGCCACUAACCCCACAUCCUAUGAGGAGGUCCGACCUACCUUCCUGACCCCAGUCAGAGACCCAGCAUCUGACACUGAGAGCAUCCCUAGCCCGAGCACUUCUCCUGUCCUCGCCCGUCGGCACUAUGGAGAGUCCAUCACCAGUCUGGGCAAGGCUAGCAUACUGGGAGCGGCGAGCAUAGGGAAGGGCAUCGGAGGCAUCUUCUUCUCACGUUUCUCCCGCUCUAACAGCCAGCCCUCAGUGUCUUUAGGACUUGAGGGAGGGACAAACACUGAAGAAGAGGAGCAGAAGCGGUCAGAAAGCCAGUCAGCAUAUGGCCUCUCCACCAUGACUCGACCGACCUCACCCACAGCUGACACAUUGGAGCUGGAGCGGCGCAUCGACUUUGAGCUCCGAGAGGGUCUGGUGGAGAGCCGCUACUGGUCAGCAGUGACCUCUCACACGGGCUACUGGUGCUCACAUGACAUAGCACUCUUCCUGUUGACCUUCAUAUACAAGCAGAAGACCACACCCGCUGACCCAGCAGAAGAUACUCCGGAGCCAGACUGAGUCAGCACAUUCGUUACAACACAUAAACACUUGAAUAGUGUCUUCUAACCUUGAAAGGUUGUGUCAUCUUCUUGACAAGACACAAAAAUAAACUUCAUUCAUUUAUUUUUCAUGCACACAAACUGCUCAAAUACACUAAUCACCAUUUUUCCUACAUCUCCCUAUGAUCAAGCUCUUUUAACUCUGGGAAUCAUUACAGACAAACUAAUUCCAAAACGUGCGUUUUUGUCUCUUGUGUAGUUUCUACACAAUUGCACACCCUAAGGGUGACAGUGUUGGACUAGGAACCCCUAAGGAGGUGCACCAUUUGCCAGUAUGACCACAAGCUACAUUUAAACAUUGAAUAUGAGACUAAUGAGUAUGAUGUAUUGAAGCAUAGGUGUUUGUUGUUCCCAGAGGAAGAGAGGUCUAACUUCAUUUCCAAGUCUUCAACCUUAAAGUGUCCAUACAUUUCCUGUUAAUCAGUGCUUAAAUCCAGCCUCUCUCCCACAGACUCAUUCUGGAGCCUUGUGACACACUUGCCUGACCCUCUGUUACUGUGCUUGUGCUUUUUAACUUUUUUCUUUGACUUUUUACAUGAAGUAGAGAGAAAUAUAAUUGUUAAAAAUAGUGGUUUAUCUUUAAAAUAAACAUUUAGCAACUACAACAAUGCCUUUCAAAAUUAGCCAAAUAAUAUUGUUCAUGCAGAAUAUUUCUUUUAGUUUUUCCAAACAAAACCCAAGGGCAUUAACCCUUUAAUAAUGGUUUGGAAGUAUGGACAAAGAUAUAACAAAUACGCUAUUUUCAGUUUGUUUUUCUUACUCUAUUAUUUGCCUCUUUUUAAAAUUGUUUGACUCUUGAAAUAGAUAUGCACCAAACAAAAACCCUAGCAAAGCAUCACUUUUAUAUAAUAUACAGCAAACAGAAUUUCUUUUGGCUUGUAGUUUCUGCAACUCCAUCAUCAAGUACUAGGGACUGAAAUACUCCUACUAACACAACAGUUACUGCUGAAGUUCCUACAGGACAUUCUUAGUUUCCAUGUGACAUUUAUGUUCCGAGGUUUACGACCACAUGAGACUUAUAUCAUGACAUGCAUAUCUGCGCUCCUAAACAAGGCCCGGACAUGUAUAGUUAUUUUCUUACACCCAGUUAGUUUAUGUCUAAAAAUCUCUUUUUGAUGCCAUUUACAAGCUGAGAGGUCUAACUUAACUUAAAACAAUUACAGUCAUUCAUACUAAUUCUCAUUCGUCUAUAAAUCUAUUAUGGAGAGAUUUUUUUUCCUGUGCUGUAGCUUUAUAUUGAUAUACCGAUGAGAUCAGUGGUAAUAGAUUUAUUUUUUUAUUUAAAAAAUAAAUAUUUAUCCUAGCUCAUUGUCAGGCUCUUGUGGACAGAAACCUGCAUCUCAUCUUGGGGAAAAUAGGAUUCAAACUUGCGGCCAAAUAACAUUUAUACUUAUGAUCUGCUCAGCUUUAAUAAUGCUACAGCUAAUUCGGCUAAUUUCUAUAAAAAAGUAAUAGGCCCUCAGUAGAAGCAUUAUUUUUUAUUUUGAGGCUUUUGUGGUACAUUGGACGCAAAAGUUAAUUGUAUCUCGUCUGCCUGUUUUUUUACGAACAUUUCACACUUCCCGGUUUGAGCGUUGUCUUUUUGUUUGUGUGAAAGAAGGGUUUGUUUAGUCUUAAAAUCCAGUGUAUUUUCCAGUUUGUCAUUGCCUAAUUGACACUACUUGCAAAAUUUAAUCUUUUUUAAAAACUGAUAAUUGGAGACAGCGUAUCAUGCUGCUUUUCAUGACUUUUGCCUUAGGUUUGUCUGAGCAGAUAUAAAAAAAACUUUAAGUAAUGAUGGAUCGUAUGUCUGUCAAAUGUGGUCCUUUUUAGAAACACGCCCAGUAAUGAUAAUGCAGAAGUUAGAAAACAUACUCACUUUGCAUGGUUUAUAUUAAUAGCAAAUGGAUGUUAAAACAAGAAGACAUUGCAGAGAGUGCCAACACACAUCUAAGAAUCUGCUUUGUGUUCUUUAUUGAGUAGAAAACCACUCAUGAUUGUUUAUGGAUUUCUAAUUAAAUCAUAAUUUAUUAAACAAUUACAAUGGAUGAACAAAUGGAAUUACCCUCUGAUGAAUGUGUUGGGUUAGUUACAUGUGACAUACUUUAUUAUUGUCAGUGUCAAAUUUUCUUUGUGUCCUACUUGUAAUAUCAUAGUUAUCAAAAAGCUUAUUUUAAUUUGCUACGGUGCAAGCUGCUGUUUUACUAUUCCACACAAUCAAGGGCUGUUGUUGAUUGGUCCACCACUGAAUGGAAUCCACUUAUUGUGUUAUUUAUGCAUCAGCCCUACUGACUGAAACCAGGCUGCCUUUCAGAUGACCAGAAAAAGAAGAAGUAUGGAAGAGUGAUAUUGAAAGUGUCUAUAUUUGAUCUGAUGGAACUUGUCCCUUAAUCAGCUUAGAAUUGCACACAAAUUAAGUAGAAAGCAGCCCAGUUUGCUGAGCAUGUUGUACAUUGCAGCGAUAGCCACACAAAGCAGUUUUUAAAGUUACUUGGAUGGCAGGCAUGCAGUUUACUUUGGAGACCAUAGACCUGUAAUGCAAAAUACAAAGACAGUUCCUCUGUUGCCUCUUUAAGUCAUACUGUGUUCGUUCAAACCGCCAAUAUGUAUUGCAGGAGUGUGGACAGACCAUUGAAACAACAAAUAACAUUUGUGAUUUGGCUGUGUAUUUUCCAUUUUAGCAAUUCUUGAUUCAAGCACAGAUUUGCAGUUGCAUUCACUGCUUGCUAAAACAAACACUAGCAUUAACACUGAGGACUUUGUCAAGAUACGUUGUACUUUUGACUAUAUGGGCAUAUAAUGCACAGCAUUUCGAAUGAUUACAGUAUAUUUUUCUUGUUAAAGGCACCAUAAGCAUCAGGGAAAUAUGUUACAUUUUAUAUAUUCAACACUGUUGUUGACACCAGUUUCAAGCCAUUAUUAAGUAAAAGAAUUGAGCGCUGUCGCAGGAAUGUUGUCAGUCUUUAGAUUUUCAGAGGUUAGUAAAGGGCCUGCAGCCAUAUGUAAUCAGUUAACUGGGUGAGAAAGUGAAAUGUAUCAUGGGUGUAUUGAAUGAAAUGUGUUACAUUUGUAUCAGUUACCAUUGUUGCUCUAACUUUGAAUGGGAGUCUGUCCUUAGAACUGUGCAAUAACCCAUGCCUGUAAUGGAUUCUAACUGCCAUUCCGAAGCACUGUAUUUAUUUCAUUUUAUUAAAGCAUUUCUUUUUUUUGGA